Puntigrus tetrazona (Sumatra barb) is the source of this 984-nucleotide messenger RNA. Its product is annotated as GTPase IMAP family member 8-like. Gene Ontology annotation, molecular function: GTP binding. The transcript has 2 exons. Bases 1 to 984 code for a protein of 327 amino acids. The record is from RefSeq and is a predicted model, not a curated record. Lineage: Eukaryota; Metazoa; Chordata; Actinopteri; Cypriniformes; Cyprinidae.
AUGCAUGCUGGAUUGGUGUCAAAGACACGUCUGAUAGUCAUCAAUACUCCAGAUCUACUUGAUCUUGCUCUCUCCUCUGAGGAAGAAGAUGUGAGGAAUUGUUUCCGACUGGCUUACCCUGGACCUCAUGUCCUGCUGCUGGUCCUAAAGCCUGGCACAUUUACAGAGCAGGAUAGUGAAGCUCUAAAACUCAUAAACAUCAUUUUUGGCGUAGGUUCCUUGGAGUAUAUGAUUGCGGUCUUUAUGUGUGAGAAUCAAAUGGAGUAUUUGAGCACUGACAGCUAUGAUGUUGGCAGCAAUGCGGUGGAGUCUCUUUUACAGACCUGCAGACAGCCAAUCCACCAUCUACAGAAGAAAGAGGGUCAGCUCCAGGUGCAGAAACUUCUGGACAGCAUUGAGAAGAUGUUGGAGGAAAAUGGAGGCCAUUUUUUAAGAUUCCUGAAGAAUUACACCAUCACUGGUACUGAGAAGAGCUCCAAUGAUGUAAGGAUUGUAUUAGUUGGAAAAACCGGAGUAGGGAAGAGUGCAACAGGAAACACCAUCCUGGGGCGUGAUGCGUUUAAGUCAGAGUGCUGCAUGACAUCUGUAACUAAGAAGUGCCAAAGAGCGAGUGGAGAUGUCUGUGGGCGAUCAGUGACCGUGGUGGACACACCAGGACUCUUCGACACAACCUUCAGCAAUGACGAGAUCCAGCAGGAGAUCAUGAGAUGCAUCGAACUUUCAGUUCCUGGACCACAUGUGUUUCUGCUUGUGAUCGCUGUCGGCCCAUUCACGCAAGAAGAAAGAGAAACCGUUCAGUUGAUCAAGUUGACCUUCGGACAAAAAGCAGAGACCUACACUAUGGUGGUGUUUACACGGGGAGAUUGCCUUGCAAAAAGUAUUGAAGACAACAUUAAGGAUACACAACUCCAGCAACUGAUCCAUGACUGCGGAGGAAGAUAUCAUGUGUUCAAUAAUAAAGAAAAGAUCCUGCUCAGGUUGUGA